This is a messenger RNA of Penicillium subrubescens, 636 nucleotides long. Its product is annotated as PaaI family thioesterase. Lineage: Eukaryota; Fungi; Ascomycota; Eurotiomycetes; Eurotiales; Aspergillaceae. The transcript has a single exon. The record is from RefSeq and is a predicted model, not a curated record. The coding region runs from base 1 to 636 and encodes 211 amino acids.
AUGUACAGCCAUUCAUAUCGAGAGCUGAUCAAAAAGUUCUCAGUCUCUCAGGAAGAUGUCGACUUCUUCGCCAAGAUGCCUUUUGUCCGCUCCUACGUGGAGGAGUCCAGUGCCUACCAACCGGUACCUUUCGUCACGCGAUAUGAUAAAGGAGACUCAUCCGACAGAUUCUUCAAUAAAACAAUCAACUCGGACGACACUGUUCCACGGGUCUUGGCUCUUAUGCGAAAGGACUACUCCUUAACAAUCUCAUCAACGGGUAAUGAGGACCUUGAACAAUCACAAGUUCCAGAAGAGCCACAUUUUGUUGUUUGUUAUCAACUUGGAUCGGGGGUGAACGGCUACGUCAACACUGCUCACGGAGGAGUUCUGGCGGCUUUGUUAGACGAGACACUGGGUCUUUGCGCUGAAACCUACCGUGCUUUCGUCUCAAGCGAACCGGAGCAUUUACUUACGGCUAAACUCGAGGUAUCAUACCAUUCACCUGUGCCUACUCCCGGUAUCAUUGUCAUCAAAGCGUGGGUGAAGAGGAAGGAAGGUAGAAAAUGGUUCCUUGAGGCACACAUACUGGAUCAAGAAGGUACACUGAAAGCAACAGCGAAAUCCCUGUACGUCCGCCUACAAUCUCCUUUAUAG